AUCAGCAUCACCGCCGUCAGUGGAGGUGCCCCGCCACAAUCGAAUCAUUGGCUCUGUGACGAGCUGACGCAUUCCCCACUGCUGCCCGGACACGGUUCACUCCGACGCAGCAGCAUGCUCCCAUCGUUCUACUGACUCAGAAACCACCGGAAGAUUGUUUUUGCUGGGGGAGACAACCGGAAAUGAGCCGCUGGGCUCCAGCCCGUUACAUUUUUCCCGAAUUCUGCCGAGUCUGCGAGCCAACAGCCGUAUCAUCCCGGAGGCAGCGUGCCUCUGGCUCAGGUGGAGCGGUCGUUCUCGUCUAUGGAUGGCUCCUCUCGAGGAAGAUAUAGCCGUGUGGAAUACCCGGCUGCGGGAAAAUAUCCGGAGGAGUCUACGGUCUCCCAAACGGCAGAAAAUAUUAUGGGACUGGAAUUCCACAGUGCUC
Messenger RNA from Mycena citricolor, 427 nucleotides. The record is from the annotation of a GenBank genome assembly. NCBI's taxonomy places the organism in Eukaryota, Fungi, Basidiomycota, Agaricomycetes, Agaricales, Mycenaceae.